GAACAUGUCUCGUUUUAUUUUCUUCUGUUUUUGUUUGUGCAGUCUGUUUGGUGUGUCUAGUAGUGAGUAUGUGUCAGUGACUGAAGGAGAUUCUGUGACUCUGUCUGUGGAUCUGACUGAAGUGAAAGAUGGAAUCUCCUGGAAGUUUGGAGCUAAAGAUGUUGUCAUAGCUGAGAUGAAUGCAGGGCACAAGAACAUCAGUUUAUAUGAAGAAAGAACUGAAGGGAGAUUCAGAGACAGACUGAAGCUGGAUCACACUGGAUCUCUCACCAUCAACAACAUCACACUCACACACUCCGGACUUUAUCAAGUCAUCAACACCAACACAGAGAAUCAACUCAAUAUAUUCAACAUCACUGUCUAUGCUCGUCUGCCUGUUCCUGUCAUCUCCAAAGUCUCUUCUCAAUGUUCUUCAUCAUCAUCUUCAUCAUCAUCAGAUUGUUCAGUGUUGUGUUCAGUGAUGAAUGUGUCACAUGUGAGUCUCUCCUGGUAUAAUGGAAGCCGUGAACACUCCAACAUCAGUGUGUCUGAUCUCAGCAUCAGUGUGUCUGAUCUCAACAUCAGACUCUCUCUACCUCUGGAGGUGGAAUAUCAGGACACAAACACAUACAGAUGUGUGGUCAACAAUCCCAUCACAAACCACACACAACAUCUACACAUCACUCAUGUCUGUCAGGUGUGUUCAGGUCUGAACAUCACUCAACACUGUCACAAGUGUUCAGGUUUCAUAGUUGUGAUGUGUUGUGCUGUUGUUGGACCUGUGAUGAUUGUAGCCGCACUUCUCAUCUUCUGCAGAAAACACACGCACACAACAACAACAACAAGAUCCGGCCAGUGAAGAUGAGAUCACUUACGCAGAGAAAAAAAAUCAAUGUGUGAAAUUCAACAGGACUGAAUAUUUGUGUGAUGUGUUGUCAUAAAUGGUCAGUAAUGUAAUAAUGUGAAGUGUUUGUUGUGUGUGUCUGUCAGAGAUGUGCGGUGGAGGAUGAUGUGGUGUAUUCAGGAGUCAUGAGAAAAUGAUCAAACUCUCUGUCCAUAGACGUUCAGAUUACAGUAACUAUGUCUGCUCAACACACCCGUUUAAAGUCUAUUAAAUGUCAUUGAAAUGAUGCAAUACAAGCAAACCCUGUGAUGCCAGUGAAGUAUAUUCUUUUCACUGCUGUCUUGACAUGAACUACUGAAA
Molecule: messenger RNA, 1183 nt
Organism: Triplophysa rosa
Lineage: Eukaryota; Metazoa; Chordata; Actinopteri; Cypriniformes; Nemacheilidae
Product: natural killer cell receptor 2B4-like
Exons: 5
Coding region: 5-838 (277 amino acids)
Source: RefSeq, a predicted model, not a curated record